AACAGGGACAAGAUCUGAACUUCCUGUUUACAUGUUGCCUGUAUUGGUUGUGUCACCACUAAUGACAUUGCUGCCAAAGGCUUUAAACCGCAAUCUAUGUGAUCGUUCAAGGAAACACCGUAUCCGUUGAUACCAUAUCUUAAUCCAACAAUAUUGCUUAGUGACCGAAAGUGUAGUGUGAGACUUCAAGAAUGGCUUAAGUCAUUGCCACCACCAAGUGUCCAUGUAACACGUCAGUGUGACUCAUGGAAGGAGUACAACACUUAAAAAUUCCACUUGAUGAGAUAAAGUUUGCCACCAACAACUUUAGCGAUGAAAAUUCCAUUGGUAAAGGUGGAUAUGGAAAGGUCUACGCAGCCAAACUCUCCCUAUCCGGGCAGCAGAGAGUCGUUGCUAUAAAGCGGUUAAAUAAAAUCUCCAACCAAGGGGAACCUGAGUUCUUGAUGGAGAUUCAGUUGCUUUCAUGCUAUAAACACAAAAACCUCAUCUCACUUGUUGGGUUCUGUGACGAAAAUAGAGAAAAGAUACUUGUUUAUGAGUACGCAAAACAUGGAAGCCUUGACAAGUAUCUAUCGACACCUGAACUCUCCUGGACGCAACAUCUCCAAAUAAGUAUUGGCGCGGCGCGUGGUUUUAAUUACCUUCAUAAUGAUGUGGGACCCCAACAUAGAGUCCUGCAUCGGGACAUAAAGAGCUCGAACAUUCUUCUAGAUGAGAAUUGGGAAGCAAAAAUAUCUGAUUUUGGAUUAUCGAAAAUAGGCCCUUCAAAUGUUGAAUGUACUUUUCUUCUCACUAGCCCUUGUGGCACCAUUGGUUAUGUCGAUCCGGAAUAUGCAAGAACAGGUAUUUUAACAAAGGAAUCUGACGUGUAUUCCUUCGGUGUGGUGCUAUUUGAAAUCCUGUGCGGUAGGUUAGCGCGUACAAAAAAUCAAGAUAAGAAUUUGCUUCUUCCUACAUUGGCUCGAAAGUGUUAUGAGCAAAACAGAUUAAUCGAUAUCAUCCAUCCAAAUCUCACAACACAAGUGAAGGUAGAUUCGUUGGAGAUGUUCUCAAUGGUUGCAUAUCAGUGCCUAAAAGAAAAUAGAAGUGAACGCCCUACAAUGGGUUGGAUUGUCGAAAAACUUGAGAAAGCAUUGGAACUUCAAGCCGAUAUCAAAGCAGCGAGACUUAUUCGCAUUGGAACAUGGGGAAGACAAAAUGGAGAUUCUCAACAUCACUGGUCGUUUACACUUGAGCAAGAUGAUCAUUUGUCAAAGAUAACAAUAGAUCAUGGAGAUGGUAUACACUCCCUCAUGUUCACUAGUGAAUCGAGAGGUGUUUUACACAUUUCAAACAAGGUUGGUGGUUGGGCCAGUGGAGACAAACUUUCGGAGGUGACAUUUGAUGGAGACGAGGAAAUAAUUGGCAUUGAUGGAACUAUCGGUACUCGAGGCAGCGAUCAAAUAAUUUCAUCACUUUCUUUUAAGACGAACAAGAAGAUCCAUGGCCCUUUUGGUCAAGCUGGAGAUUAUCACUUUUCUGUACCAUGGGAAGAAGGAAGAUUUGUAGGGUUUCAUGGAGUUGCUGGCCCUUACAUUGACAGCAUUGGUGUUUAUGUGAAAGCUUAUGAGGAAGUCGUUAAGGUGGGAACUUGGGGAAAGAGUAAAGCUGAUAGUCUGCAAAGUGGCUGGAGCUUCCAACUUGAAAGAAAUCAUCACUUGAAGAAGAUAACCAUAGAUCAUGGGGAUCAUAUAUAUUCUCUCAUGUUCACAUCGGAACAUAGAGGCUUAUUACACACGUCUAGAUUGGCUGGAGGUUGGAAUGGAGGAGAAGGAGGAGAAACACUUACUGAGGUUACAUUCGAUUGGAAUGAGGAUAUACAUGCAAUCAAUGGAACAAUUGGGUUAUCAAUGGGGCAACAGUAUGCCGGUCAGACAGUCAUAUCAUCAAUAUCAUUCGUGACAAACAAAAAAGUACAUGGACCGUUUGGUCGUGCAAGAGGGACGCCUUUCACCGUACCAUGGGAAGAUUGUUCAUUUGUCGGAUUUUAUGGCUUGGCUGGCUGGUCCGACGACAUUAGGCCUACGUCUUCUCUGGUGAUGUCAGGCGACAUUAGGCAUACUUCUUCCCCGGUGAUCUUAGGCUCAGUUCUUGUCGGCGACCUCGAGCUCACAUGA
This is a messenger RNA of Lactuca saligna, 2156 nucleotides long. The record is from the annotation of a GenBank genome assembly. Lineage: Eukaryota; Viridiplantae; Streptophyta; Magnoliopsida; Asterales; Asteraceae.